UGAAGGAAAAGAAAAAAAAAAAAAAAAAAAAAAGGGAAAGCGAAGUAAAACAGAAAAAGACCAUCUCUGACUCUCACUUCUCCUUAAGAUCCCUAAAGCUUCAUACUGAUUUUUUUCCUUCGUUUUCUCGCUCGAUUUCUCAAUCAGAAGAAGAAUCUGUUCAGAUUUUGUGGAAGUAGUUGGUGAAUUCAAAGAUUAGUUUCCUUUUUUUUUGUGGAAUCGCUACGGAAUUGAACUCAAGCGAGACUGAGAAUUGCGACUUCUUAGAUGUCGUCAGUGUUGUUUUGUUUCUCUGGGACAGUGUGCGACUGAUUUUGGAUUUCGUUGGUGAUGCUUGGAUUCGUGUUCUUGUUUUUCUUUUUGGUGUCCACGCCAUGUUUCAGCUUAUCACAGUAUGUGGUGGACACUGAAUUUGAGAGCCCUUUGAGAUUGUUUUCAGAUGUAGAUUCUGGGAAUUCUAGUGCUCCCAGUAACGUGACUUGUCAGGACCUGGAUGGUGUUGGCUCGUUGAAUACCACUUGUACAGUGAACUCGAAUUUGCGUUUCGAUUCUGAUCUUUAUGUAUAUGGAACGGGCAAUCUGAACAUACUUGCCCAUGUCUUAGUUGAUUGCCCCAUUUAUGGAUGUAUGAUCACCUUCAAUGUUUCUGGAAAUAUUCAUGUGGGUCAAUCAGCAAGAAUCGUUGCCGGUUCUGUGGUUUUCUCUGCUGUCAAUUUAACAAUGGAUACCAAUUCUUCUAUCUACACGACAGCAUUGGCUGGACCACCACCUUCUCAGACUAGUGGAACACCAUAUGGUACUGAUGGUGCGGGUGGAGGCCAUGGUGGGAGAGGUGCUUCGUGUCUCAAGAGCAAUAAAACAACCUAUUGGGGUGGUGACGUUUAUGCUUGGUCGUCUUUGCAUGAACCGUGGAGCUAUGGGAGCGAGGGAGGUGUUAAGUCCACUACGGAAUUCGGAGGCAAAGGUGGAGGUCGUGUCAAACUCCUAUUGAAUGACACAAUACAUAUGAAUGGAUCUGUUUCAGCAGAUGGUGGUGAUGGUGGACAGGAAGGGGGUGGAGGAUCUGGAGGAAGUAUCUUUAUUCAUUCAGUAAAGCUGAAGGGUUACGGUAAAUUAUCUGCAUCGGGUGGGAGGGGAUGGGGUGGAGGUGGUGGAGGAAGGAUCUCCCUUGACUGUUACAGCAUACAAGAAGAUAUCAAAGUUCUUGUGCAUGGUGGCGCAAGUAUUGGGUGCCCCAAAAAUGCUGGAGCUGCUGGAACAUAUUUCAAUGCAGAAUUAGUUAGUUUAAGGGUUGGAAACGAAAACAUGACUACAGAGACAGAAACUCCGUUGCUCGAUUUUCCUACAAGACCUCUGUGGUCAAACAUCUAUGUAGAUAAUAAUGCAAAAGUUUUGGUCCCGCUGCUAUGGACAAGAAUGCAGGUCAGAGGCCAAAUCAGUCUUUAUAGGGGAAGCAGCAUUGUCUUUGGGUUAUCAAAGUAUCCAAUUUCAGAAUUUGAGCUUGUUGCAGAAGAGCUUUUAAUGAGUAACUCCGUAAUAAAGGUUUUUGGUGCAUUACGACUUGUUACGAAGAUGCUGCUCAUGUUGAAUUCUGUGAUUAAAAUUGAUGGUGAAGGAAACCCUGCGGUGCCUUCCUCCGUCCUAGAAGUUCGCAACCUUGCAGUUCUAACGGAAAAUUCCGUCAUUACUUCUAAUGCGAACUUGGGUGUAUAUGGUCAAGGAAUGUUGACGCUCACUGGUCCUGGGGAUGCAAUUAAAGGCCAGAGGCUUUCCUUAUCUCAGUUUUACAACAUAACUGUUGGACCAGGUUCAGUACUUCAAGCACCACUUGAUGAUUACGAAAGCAAAAACGCGGUUACUCGGACCCUUUGUGAGAGCAAGACAUGCCCAAUAGACUUGAUUAGUCCACCGGAUGAUUGCCAUGUCAAUUACACACUAUCGUUUUCCCUUCAGAUAUGUCGAGUCGAGGACAUUCUUGUGAGUGGUCUUGUGAAAGGAAGCAUAAUUCAAAUCCACAGGGCGAGAACGGUUGUAGUUACUGAUGAUGGCUUGAUCACUGCAUCUGAAUUUGGUUGUAGUGGUGGCUUGGGAAAGGGGCUUUCUUCAAAUGGGGCUGGUAGUGGUGCUGGGCAUGGAGGAAGAGGGGGAUCAGGCAUUUUCAAUGGGAAAGUAUGCAACGGAGGUCAUACUUACGGCGAUCCUGAUUUUCCCUGUGAGUUGGGGAGCGGAGCAGAAAGUCCAGAUAAAUCGUAUGGGGAUGUGACUGGUGGAGGGAUGAUAGUUAUUGGCUCCAUCCAGUUUCCUCUUUUCAUACUUAAUCUGAGUGGAUCUCUGAGCUCUGAUGGCCAAAGCCUUGGGAAGCCAAUAGUGAAUGUUGGGGGUGGUGGGGGUGGAGGGGGGAGACUUCAUUUUCACUGGGAUAUGUUACACACUGGGGACGAGUAUUCUCCUGUUGCAACUGUCAAGGGGUCCAUUAGCAGUAGAGGAGGUGCAGGGGACAAUGGAGGUCGUUUCGGGGAAGAGGGAACAAUGACUGGGAAGAAGUGUCCAAAGGGAUUAUAUGGUACAUUUUGCUUGGAAUGCCCUAUUGGCACUUACAAGAAUGUUGAAGGCUCUGAAAAACGUCUGUGUACACCCUGCCCACCUGAGCAUCUUCCAAGUCGUGCAAAAUUUGUAUAUGUACGAGGAGGAGUUAGCGAACCCGUUUGCCCCUAUAAAUGUGUAUCUGACAAAUACAGAUUGCCAAACUGCUAUACACCUCUGGAAGAGCUUGUCUAUGCAUUUGGAGGGCCAUUGCCCUUUGCUCUUCUUCUAUCUUGUGUAGUGGUAGUUUUGGGUCUGUUGCUAAGCACAUUAAGUAUCAAAUUGCUCAGAUUGAGUUUCUAUGGUGCCAAUUCCAUCGAACACCAGAGUGCUCAUUGUUUACCCCAUCUUCUGUCACUCUCUGAGGUUCGAGGCGCAAAGUCUGAGGAUACGCAAACCCAUGCCUACCGUAUGUACUUCAUGGGUCCAAACACUUUCAGGGAACCUUGGCAUCUGCCCUACUCUCCUCCUGAUGCAAUCAUAGAGAUAGUGUAUGAAGAUGCUUUUAACAGAUUUAUUGAUGAGAUCAACUCUACCGCAGCGUAUGAUUGGUGGGAAGGCUCUGUCCACAGCAUUCUAUCAGUUCUUGCAAAUCCUUGCGCCUGGUCAUGGAAACAAUGGCGUCGCAGGAGAAAAAUUCACCGCCUUCAAGAAUAUGUCAAAUCUCAAUAUGACCACUCUUGCCUCCGCUCAUGCAGAUCUAGAGCUCUCUAUAAAGGGAUGAAGGUUGGAGCCACUCCAGAUCUGAUGGUUGCGUACAUAGAUUUCUUUCUUGGCGGUGAUGAGAAGCGUGUAGAUAUGGUCUCUAUUAUACAGAAAAGAUUCCCAAUGUGCAUCCUUUUUGGUGGAGAUGGAAGUUAUAUGUCACCUUAUAGUCUCCAUAGUGAUACACUGUUAACAAAUCUUCUUGGCCAGCACAUCCCACCAAGUGUUUGGCACCGGUUUGUUGCCGGUUUAAAUGCCCAACUUAGGACUGUGAGGCACGGAUCUAUUCGUUCAGCAUUACUUCCUGUCAUUAGGUGGAUAAAUAGCCAUGGAAAUCCUCAACUCGAAUUCCAUGGAGUAAGAAUUGAACUUGGAUGGUUUCAAGCUACAGCUUCAGGAUACUACCAACUCGGUAUAUUGGUUUUUGUUGGCGAUUUUCCUCUGAACAACGUAAAUCAAUCAAUUUCAUUCAGAAGUGACGACGAGUCCCCUCGGAACAGCGCUGCAUGUCCCAGCAAAUCUCUUAUCGAGUUGCAACAAAACUUGAUCCAACCAGGACAUGGCUUAUCUCGAAAGAGAAUCAAUGGUGGGAUCAAUGGAGGCCUCAUCAAUGAGAUUUCACUAGAUUCUCUGCAGUACAGAAGGGAUUUACUUUUUCCAUUUUCUCUCUUAUUGAACAAUACUCGACCCGUUGGGCGUCAGGAUACUCUUCUCCGUUUGAUCUCCAUCCUUCUCCUUGCUGAUCUUUCAAUUACGCUACUUGCAUUACUUCAGUUCUAUUGGCUUGCCCUUGCAGCCUUUCUUGCUAUCCUCCUGAUUCUCCCUCUCUCUCUGCUUUGCCCAUUCCCUGCGGGUCUUAACGCGUUACUUAGUAAAGAAAUGAGAAGAGCCUCACUUACUCGUAUCUACGGCCUUUGGAACGCUACAUCUCUAACAAACGUCAUUGUGGCUUUCAUUUGCGGUGUCAUUCAUUCCGGGUUUUUCUCUGACGAGCUACCAAACAUCUGGAACGCCAUAAGGGAUGAUGAUAAGUGGUGGGUGUUACCAACAAUCCUCUUGUUACUCAAGUCAACACAAGCUCGGUUCCUUGAUUGGCAUGUCGCAAAUCUCGAAGUACCGGACUUUUCACUUCUUUGUCCUGAUCCAGAUACCUUCUGGGCAUAUGAAUCAGGUGCUUGACCAUCCAAAGAUUAAUCAACAUCGUUAUAAAGAAAGACAAGCAAAAGGUAUAUCUUAUUUUUCAUGUAAAUCAUUUUUAAAAAAGUACAAAGUUCUUCUCAGUGAAUAGUUGGGUAAAACAGUUCUCUAGAACAUCUGGUUAUAUUUCUGGUGCUGAAUUAGUGUUUUA
Molecule: messenger RNA, 4636 nt
Organism: Camelina sativa (false flax)
Lineage: Eukaryota; Viridiplantae; Streptophyta; Magnoliopsida; Brassicales; Brassicaceae
Source: RefSeq, a predicted model, not a curated record